This is a messenger RNA of Solanum lycopersicum (tomato), 3042 nucleotides long. NCBI's taxonomy places the organism in Eukaryota, Viridiplantae, Streptophyta, Magnoliopsida, Solanales, Solanaceae. The record is from RefSeq and is a predicted model, not a curated record.
CUGGUAAGUUGUAUAAAGUUUAUGUACUUCUAGUUUGUUUUUUGAGUUGAAAUUUGAUGAUUUAUGAGUUUUUAUGAUUGGGUUUUUGUUUCUUAUAGCUUAUGCUAUUCAAUGAUAAAUUUUGUUCGAUGAAGUUUGUGUCUUUUAGUUAGUUUUUGAGCUUACAUUGAUUCUUUCUGGCUUUUCGUGAAUUGGGUUUCUGUUUCUUGGUAGAAUAAGCAUAUAAACAUUGAGGACUUGUUUCAUUUUGUACUGGAAAUAUUCUUAUAUAGCUCAAUGGUAAAAAAUUUUUCAUAAAGUUUGUGUCUUUCAGUUAGUUUUUGAGCUUCCACUGAUGGUUUUGGAUUUUUUUGAAUUUUUAUGGACUGUAGGUUGGUUUCUUAAUAGUUGGCAUUUGUAAAUUGAGGGAUUGUGUGAUAUUGUACUAAAAAAUCAUUGAAUAUGGACUACAGCUUAUGCUAUGCAAUGGUAAAUCUUGUUUCAUGAAGUUUGUGUGUUUUAGUUGGUUUUUGAGCUUCCAUUGAUGGUUUUGGAUUUUCUAUAUUGGGUUUCUGUUUCUCAGUUGUUGGCAUUUGAAAUUGGAAGUUGUGGUAUUCCUAGUUGAAAAUUCUUUGUACGUCACUUGAUCAGUUGGUGCUUCAAACAUGUUAGACUAUUGAUUCCUCUAUAUGCUUACAAGCUAAUAUAGCCUCAAUUUGGGUUAUGCGUUCGGGUUCUUUUGCCUUUCAGUAGAUAAACGUUUGGUUUGUUCAGCGAUAGUUCUAGCUCAUCGACAAGAAGGAUAAGUGCAAAAUGGUGAGGGAGCCAGUAAAUAUAGUGGUGUCUAAAAGUCCAGAUGUUGAGUGAAGUGUGCAUUAACCAGCUAUCCCUUGAGAGUGUUAGCUUGCCGCUAACAGCAAAGAUGAUUGAUGCUUUCUUGCUCGUCUGAACUGCAUUGUCUUCUUAAUUUUGGGCUCAGAGCACGGGCCAACAGCAAAGUAUACAUAACUGAGUGUGUUUAUUUUCAAGUGAAUAUCAAUCUGCAGCCUCUCGCAAGAUCUGAAAAGCCACAGUCGAACAGCACAGAAACACAUACAGUUGUUGAUGGCAAUGAUCGCCAGGAGAAGCAAGAGCUCUGUACAUCUCUUGCAUGAAGUCCUCUUUUCCGACCACCCUCUUCCCUGCUCAUACACCCAGCAGCAGACCUAUGUAGAUGUGUACAUGAAAUGGAAGAAAGACUCUUUUUUUGACUCCAUCGAUACUAUUCACAGAUCAGUUCAACUCAAGCCCUUAAUUGCUCUUAAGAACUGCAUAGUCUCCUCUUCACCUAAUGAUUAUUGCAUCCCCAUUUCUGUUAUUUCGAAAAAAGGCUUAGAGUUAGGGAUACCCAUUAAGGUUGCCAGGUUCUUAAGGCUGUAUCCAUCUGUUUUUGAGGAAUUUACUGGCCCUAACUACAAUUUGCCUUGGUUUAAGUUGACCCAGAGGGCUAUUGAGCUUGAUAGAGAGGAGAGAGAGGUCUACUUAAAAUUUAAGGAUGAUAUCAUUUUGAGGCUGAAGAAGUUGAUACUGAUGAGUGGCAGGGAACAGAAGCUUCCUCUAAAGAUAAUUCAGGGUCUGCAAUGGUAUUUGGGGUUACCUGACGAAUUCUUAAGGAGACCGCAAGACAAUCUUGAUGGGUGUUUCAGAGUUGUUGAAAUGGAAGAUGGAUUGAAAGGGCUUGCUGUUGAUGUUCAUGGAAGUGAAAGGUUUUUAUCAGUGAUGCAGACGAAUGCGAUGAGGAGGGGAACGUAUAGUGGUGUGGAGGGUGAGGCAAUAGAAUUUCCACUGUAUCCAUCAAAGGGAUUGAGGCUUAAAAGAAAGAUUGCAGAUUGGUUUGAUGAGUUUCAGAAGUUUCCAUAUGUUUCACCCUACGAGGAUUAUUCAGGUUUGGAUCCAAAUAGUGACAUAGCAGAAAAACGAGUGGUGGGUGUGCUUCAUGAAUUGCUUAGUUUGUUUGUCGAGCAUGCUGCAGAAAGGAAGAAGCUUUUGUGUCUUAGGAAAUACUUGGGGUUGCCGCAGAAAGUUCACAAGGCAUUCGAGAGGUAUCCUCAUAUCUUCAAUUUGUCAUUGAUGAACAAGACUUGCACCGCAAUACUAAAAGAAGCUUACUGUGAUAGAGGGGCUAUCGAGGAACAUCCAUUAGCAAAAGUUAGAAAAAGGUACAUCAAAUUGAUGAAGGAGUCGGAGGGUAUACUGAGACGUAGAAGGUUUAACAACAAGCCAAUUGAUCAGGGUGACUCGAAUAUCAAGGACUUGGAUUGUACAGAUGACGAGGAUAAGAAAUUUACAACUUAGCUCUGCUCUUUAUGCUUGUGCCACUAUAAUCAGGUGCAGGAUUUAAAAGAAAUUAUAACCGAGAAGCAAAAGAAAAUUGAAAGAACUGUUCAAGCAGGAUUUGUAAGCAUUUGGAAUGAAAUGUAAAGACUGUUUUGAUCUGUAUAGCUUCAGAGGUGGAUGUUUCUCUCAUUUAUGCUGCAGUUCUUUCACUCAUUAAGGGCGAUUUCAGUAUGAAAGGGAUGGCCACAGUCAUGCGACGGAAUUGUCAUACUAUUAUGUAUUACCAAUGGAGCCUCGAUGUCUUGAUCAACGGAACCUCCUGUGACUUUUUGGUGUAGUUCAAAACAGAGAAGCCUCGAUUGCAGACUGCAGAAACUAUGAUGGAUGCCUUUCGGGAUUGAGAGGAAGUCAUUCUCACCGGAAGAUAGAAGAAUAUACACGAACACUUCAUCAUCAUUGAAAGCAGCAGCAACAGAGCUGGCAUUAUAAGGAAACUACUUAAAGAAUUCUUGAAAAUAAGCAUAGAUCAAUAUAUGUAAUGAAAUGUAAUGUCUUAUAAUUGUUAUAUUCCUGGUUUGAACUGUGCAUUACAACCAAGAUGUAAGAUUUUGUGGACUUUUCGAAUUACCUACAUGUUUAAGGGAACAUAAAGUCCCCCUUUUCUGUACAGUUUUUGGCACCUUGUUGGUGCAAUCAAUGAAUUUAUAGCAGAAACAAAUAAAAUUGUGAUCAUUAUGAUUCUCAGUA